Symbiodinium necroappetens is the source of this 975-nucleotide messenger RNA. Lineage: Eukaryota; Dinophyceae; Suessiales; Symbiodiniaceae. The record is from the annotation of a GenBank genome assembly.
AUGCGAGACUUCGUGGAUCGAUGGGCUCGCAACCGCUUUCUGCUGGUAGUUAUGUUGAUGGGGUCGUAUUCCGUCCAGAGCUUGCUCAUCACCGCUUCAAAGAAACGAGUGACGUACAGCGCAGAUGUUGCAGUCCUUUUGGCUGAGUUGAUGAAGCUGGUCUUUGCUGCAGCCAUGCUUCCACCAGAGGUACGCGCCUCCAUGUCUUUGUCAGGGCGGUGGCUGUAUGCUAUUCCUGCGAUACUCUACACCUUGCAGAACCGGCUCGUGUUUGAGGCCUUGCAGAAGAUCUCUCCUCCGGAAUACCAGCUGCUGAAUAACAUCAAACUCUUCACCACCUCGCUUGUAUUCCGUGUUGUGAUGCGGCGACAGCUCCGUGUGCUGCAGUGGCUGGCACUGCUCCUGCUGGUUCUCGGCAUGGCCUUGGCCACAGCACCUUGUGGCGAAGCGGGACAGGCCCAGGCCCAGGAUGCUCGCACGGGAGUCUUGAUCAUGCUGGCCGUCUCGUGGUGUUCAGCUGUGGCUGGGGUGCUCAACGAGUGGCUUAUCAAGAAGAGUCAGAAUGUCUUGGAGGCCAAUAUUUGGCUUUAUGGGUUCGGUGUGGCAGCCGCCAUCUUUCAGCUGUUGGUGGUGGAUGGUGAAGGCGUGCGUGACCCGUUGGCGGGAUUUACGUCUUCUCUACUGCCCUGGAGUGUUGUGCUAUGCAACGCCAUCCUGGGUCAGUCUAUCGCUUUUCUGUUUAGGUAUGCGGAUUCCAUUGUCAAGCUGUAUGCCGUCAGUGCCGCCAUGGCCUUCACUGCGUUCUUCUCUGCAAUUUUCCUUGACUUCAGCAUGGGCUUUCACAGCGCCGCUGGCUACUUCGUCAGUUUUCUCUCAAUGUGCUUGUAUUACACACCCAGCCAAGUGCUGCUCUCGACUGAUGUGGAGUUCAUAGAGCAGCUCACAUCUAGCACAGAGAAGGAGAAGGCCAAGUAG